AUGGCGCUAUCGACGUCCGUGGAGAGUGUCGCCCCGCCGCUUCGAUACUUUAGCUUCAAGGACUUUCUGUCGGAGACCGAAGUUGCUUCGUUCUUUGACUGGCGCCACACGGAGCAAGUGGCAAAGGUCGAGCAGUACUUGGACUUCUUGGGCCAGCAGCCUGAUGCCGCACACUUUACGGCAUCGCCCAAGGCGUCCGUCAGCUUUGCAAAGCUUGACAAAGCGCCUGUAGCUGAUACCGACGAUGACAUGGACGUGGUAAAGGACGACGUGUUCGGUUCAGAUGCAGCAGCUGUCCUAGAGCAACUGCUGGAAGGACGGACUCGCAGCGGGUUUGGAGCUGUUGGCACUGAAGUGGGAUUCUUGCCGCAAAAGCGACUGAGUUUAGCUGUCGCCAAUGUUGUCGAAGAGAUCGGCCACACGUACGUCUUGGAAAGGAACAAGCGUGGCGAUGCGGUUCUAAACAGUCGCAGCUUCUUCUUCUACUGGUGCCACGCCGAAAAACAAAAGCUCAUGGACGUUCGAGAAAAGCUUGUCGCGAACGAGGUGCCGUCGCGAACGAGGUGCUCGUUCUGGCGACAGCUUGUGAUUGUCGUGGAUCGGGUCAUGUGCGAUGAUUGUAUUCGAUUUGCAGCGUGCUUUGCGCGUUUUGAGAAAGCUUCUAUCUGCAUACAAGAUCCAGCAGUGACGCGGAUAUUUCCUCCCUCGAGCGCUGGACCAGUCCUUGUCCGUGACACUUGA
Molecule: messenger RNA, 741 nt
Organism: Hyaloperonospora brassicae
Lineage: Eukaryota; Oomycota; Peronosporomycetes; Peronosporales; Peronosporaceae
Source: the annotation of a GenBank genome assembly